This is a messenger RNA of Phasianus colchicus (ring-necked pheasant), 3639 nucleotides long. RefSeq names its product beta-1,4-galactosyltransferase 4 (gene B4GALT4). Gene Ontology annotation, molecular function: galactosyltransferase activity. Gene Ontology annotation, cellular component: Golgi apparatus. Gene Ontology annotation, biological process: carbohydrate metabolic process. The record is from RefSeq and is a predicted model, not a curated record. NCBI's taxonomy places the organism in Eukaryota, Metazoa, Chordata, Aves, Galliformes, Phasianidae.
AGUCUAUCUAUUGGUAGAGUCACUUCUGCAUGUUAAUUUCAGUAUCUGAUUUGAUAUCCUUUUGAGCUCAUGUUGGUCUAGAAUGUAUUUGGGUUGGUCAUGGGAGGAGAACAUCCUCCCUUGCAGACACGCUUUAUGGGGUGAUACUUUUGAUUUACAGAAGUUACUGCCUUGGGAGUGUUCCAGCUACUAAAUGGUGCACUGGAAAAGCAGGGUUGUGAAAGGCAGUAAAUCAGCAUCACCUGGAAACUUGCAGGCAGUGUUGAGAUGAGCAAGAUACAAAGUUUUGGUCAAUAACUGUUGGUUAUGGAGUUCAGCAUGCACUGUUGUCAUGUCAGUCGUACUGCUUAUCACUGAUUUUCCCACAUAUAGUUGAGUACAAGCCAACUAUAUUACAAGUCCAGAGGUGGACAAUCUUCCUUUUAUUUCCACCCCUGUUGUUCCAGUGGUGACACACAGUGGGACAGGACAGCAGGGUAAGGAGCUGUUACUUCCACAGUCACUGCAGUGGUGCAGAUUGAAAUGAUCAAGCUGAAAUCAGAGUGAAGCUACGGUUCAGAAUCACUUCUGCCAUGCAGCAGUCUGUCUCUGAUGUGGCAGCUAAUGAAAGCUAAUUAGGAAAUGAUGAUUGGGUGAAAGAAAUGCACUGGUGUUUCAGUGAGCAGUGCUUGAAAACAAAUGUUACUGUUUUUCUGCUCAUUAGUCAGCCUUGAAACUGGAAUUACUUAAUGUGUGUGGAUAUAGUAUUUCUGCUGUCACCUUUCAGAGCUUCAUGGCUACAGCUUAUUUUAUUAUAGCGCAUCUGCCAGCAAGGCUUAGUAAGAUAUAGGAAGUAAAUCUCAUUACUGAAAUAAAGUAAGUUCUUUGCAAGUCUCAGCAUCUUUGUCUUCCAUUCUUUUCCUGUAGUUUUCCUAUUACUUUCAUUCCAGUCAGCUGUUCCUUUCCUGUCUACUACUUUUUCCCUGUGGUGUUUGAUAUAUAGUAGUUCUAUCUGCAGCUCAUUCUCUGGUUAGGGAGUAUUUUCCCAAAUAUCUGUUAAAUAAAUUGAUUGAGUCGAGGCUCUUAGGGAGCUUUUUAACCAAUUUUAAUCCAUGUUUUGUUUGAGCCCUUAAAAAACUUUGUUUUUUUUUCCUUAACUGUAAAGCAGCAACUGCUUUCUUACUGAUUUUUCCAGGCUGAAAUGGAAUAUUGUGCUUGCUGGAAAACGAACACUCUCUUCUUCAGAUGUGGUGGGGUACUCCCAAAAUGUUACCUCUCAGCUUCGUAGAGGCAGAAGAAAAACAGUCAGACCUCCAGAUCUACCACAGUGUUUGUUUGUUUUCAAGAGUCUAUAUUUGCAGGUUCCUGGCACUGUGAUUAUAGUAAUCUUAGUGGAGGGAAGGGUCUGUUUUAGGCUUUGGCUUUCAAAUGGUCUGAACUAUCAGGGCAGAAUAAGCGCUGUGUAUUGAAAGGGUGCUUCAGGAUCACUGGAGACACACACAUUGGAUUUGCAACAGUGGUGCUACCUCUCAGAAUGUGUUGUACCCUGUGCCAUAGAUAGCAAAGGCACUGGGCAGGUAUGAGAAGGAGAGGUGGGCUGCUGGGUGGGUUGGUGCUGAGCAACUCCUGUGUUCUCUGUCAGGGUCAGUGUCAUCCAGAGCCUGGAGUGUGUUGCCAGAAAGCAUGCUGCAGAAUGUGGUGGGUUUCCUUUGAGGCUUUUGUUACGAUUCUGAGUUACAACUAGUGUUUUCUGCCUGUGUUUUUAAUAGUAGGCUACAUUAUGGCUGAAUGCUGCUUGGCCCAAGGCUGUGGUGAAAGGAAGAUUGAUAGUUUGCUGGAGCAAGGUUAAGUCAUGUUUUCUGAUACUCAAAGAACAAUCAGCACUGCAAUUCCAUGAAUCACAGAACCACAAGAAGCACAGCUGCCCUCCCUACUUCAGCUUCCCUUCUUUACUGUAACCUUCCUGGGACCUUUGGCUUCUUCCCUACUGAGUGCACAGCAGGGGACCCACUGUGGGAUUUGGGGGAGGAAGUAUUUUGCUGAUCAGGGGAGCAAUGGCCUUAAGCUUGUAUGUAUUUCACUUCUUCAGUAAGUUCAAAGUGCUCCUGCUUGUCACUUUGUGUUUGAUGGUGCUAUGGGCUGCGUUCAGUUACUUUGUGGAUUCUGGACAGACAAUUCCUAAACUUAAGAGUGUGGGGGAGCAUUUUGGAAAAAUCAUCAGCCUGGAAGAGGAAGAGGACAGUCAGAAGGAAGAAAAGAUGAAGUUAACUGAAGAAGUUCCUGCAACAAAGCCACCUCAGGGUCCCUGUCCAGCUCUGUCUCCAUACCUGCGAGGUGCCAGCAAACUGACCUUCAGUCCAUCUCUCACACUAGAAGAAGUACAAAAGGAGAACCCUCAGGUGGCCGAGGGCCGAUAUCACCCUGCAGAGUGUUCAGCAUUGCAGCGUGUGGCCAUCCUCAUCCCACACCGUAACCGUGAGAGGCAUCUGUUGUACCUCCUGGAGCACCUGCACCCAUUCCUGCAGAGGCAGCAGCUGGAAUAUGGCAUCUACGUUAUCCACCAGGCUGGCAGCACCAAAUUUAAUCGAGCUAAACUGCUGAAUGUGGGAUACUUAGAAGCUCUAAAAGAAGAGAACUGGGACUGUUUCAUUUUCCAUGAUGUGGAUCUGGUGCCAGAGAAUGACUUCAAUAUUUACAUGUGUGACAGACAACCAAAGCACCUUGUAGUUGGCCGGAACAGUACUGGAUACAGGUUACGUUACCAGGGAUAUUUUGGAGGUGUAACAGCUCUAACAAGAGACCAGUUUUCCAAGGUGAAUGGAUUCUCUAACAACUAUUGGGGUUGGGGUGGAGAAGAUGACGACCUUCGAAUCAGGGUUGAGAUGCAGAAGAUGCGAGUGAUGAGGCCAUCUGCUGAUGUAGCCAGGUACACUAUGAUCUUCCACAACCGUGACCAUGGCAAUGAGGAGAACAGAGAGAGGAUGAAGCUUCUGCGCCAGGUAUCUAGAACAUGGAAAACGGAUGGGUUGAAUUCCUGUUCCUAUAGACUUCUGUCAGUGGAACAUAACCCUUUAUACAUCAACAUUACAGUAGAUUUCAGCAUGCAGUCAAAGAUCUCAAAGGGGUGAGCACCACACAGGUUUUAGGAAGUGGCAGCAGAUAUUGUUUGUGGUUGGUGGUACAGCAGAUGACUUGCAGCACACUUGAAGCUUGAAGGAGUACUCCAGCAGCACAGAAGGAUGUUUUUCUGCAUAGCAUCUAAUUGGUCACCAGAGAAGCUCAUCUUCUGAGGAUUGGAGAGGUGGAACUGACCCAUGGGCAGGUCCUGGUGUUCUUCUAUGCACUUUCUGCUGAGAUGUAAGCUUCCUUGUUUGGGCUGGUCCAGUAGAAGGACUUAAAUAUUUUUUUUCAGGAGACUUAAAGCUAUUCCUAAACUUCCAGUUUGAAGUAGGGAGGUGACACUACCAAGACUUUAAAAGGAGGAGGCCAGUCUUUUCCCCUUAAAAGCACAAGAAUUUUUUACCAUCUAUAAACUUGUUGAGAAAAGCUCAUUUAUUCCAGCCUAAAGAAAAACUGCUUUUGGGGUAGAAACAGCAAUAAUGAAAAUAGGGGAGAAAUGUUAAAGAUCCCUCAAUAAAAUAUAAUCUGCUUAAUUCAAAA